AAUGUCUUGGAAUACAUGCUUUCUAAGAUUUACUUAUUGGGUAUGAAUGGACAGGUGCAACCCUCCAGGGAGAGGUUAGGAGGUUUCACUAACAGUACGAUUGGAUUGUUUUCUGGGAUGAUUGCUACAGAUCGUAUUCCAAAUAUACAAUUAACUAACUCAAACAAUGGACUACCCAUGGAUGAUUCUAAUGCUACAACCGAGGUUGAUAGUAAAGUGAAAACAAAAUUAUUAUCUAUGUGGAAUAAUGUAAAAUAUGGCUGGACUAUUAAGAUGGUGAAACCAAAUUUUUCUAAAGAAUCUCCGGUAUGUUUGCUUGGGAAAAUUUAUCGUAAAAAGCCAGAAGAAUUUCUGGAGAAAGCUUCAGAAGCUGAGAAAACGCUAGAUACAGGAAGCGAGAUAUCCUUAGCAAUGGAUGCUAUUAGUUUCGAAGAUGGUAUCGAGGAAUUCAAAAAGGACUUUACGUCGCGUCUUUGGUUAACAUACAGAAGAGAAUUUCCUAUAUUAAAUGGUUCCACGUAUACCACCGACUGCGGUUGGGGUUGUAUGUUACGUAGCGGCCAAAUGAUGUUGGCACAGGCACUGGUCUGCCAUUUUCUUGGAAGAGAAUGGCGGUGGCAACCGGAUCAACCAAUAAAAACAGAACAACAACAAUUGAAUGAAAGUCAUCACAGAUUAAUUAUACAGUCGUUUGGAGAUUUACCUGAACGUAUAUCUCCAUUUUCUAUACACGCGCUUGUGUCUCUUAGUGCUCUAUGGGGAAAACGCGCAGGAGAUUGGUACGGACCGUCUUCUGUUGCUCAUCUGUUAAGUCAAGCGGUGGAACAUGCAGCUAAAAAUCAUCCAGUAUUUAAUAAUUUAGCGGUUUAUGUUGCUCAAGAUUGCGCAGUUUAUCUGCAAGAUGUAGAAAGUGUGUGUCAAAUGCCUGACGGUAAAUGGAAGUCUCUUAUCCUAUUCGUACCUUUAAGGCUUGGUACCGAUAAAUUAAAUCCCGUUUAUACAUCUUGUUUAACGCAUUUACUUACAUUAGAAACUUGUAUCGGAGUUAUCGGUGGUCGACCUCGGCAUUCUCUUUAUUUCAUUGGUUUCCAGGAAGACAAAUUAAUUAAUCUAGACCCACAUUAUUGUCAAGAAACUGUUGAUGUAUUAAAAGAUAAUUUUCCCUUGACAAGUUUUCAUUGUACUUCACCAAGAAAAAUGUUAAUUUCCAAAAUGGAUCCCAGCUGUUGCGUGGGAUUUUAUUUUCACAGCAGAGUGCAGUUUACUAACUUUAUGGAGAUUUCUCCCUCUUAUUUGGUGCCAGAAGAUGAAAAGGUCGACUAUCCGAUGUUUUUAUUCUGCGAAGGGAGCGGAAAAGAUCUUCAUCGAAACAUUGAAAUUGCUGAAACAAUUCCUUCUGCUACCUCUUUUCCAGGUAAUGAAUCUUACGAUGAUGAUCUUGACGAAUGCGAGGAAUUUGAACUGGUACAGUAAGAUGUUUGUCACAGCAUUAAGGAAUACUGUGUACUUAAAGGCAUUCAUUAAUAAUUCUUUGGAGAAUAAUGAUAAUGGCUGCCAUUAAUCAUAAUUCUCCGUUCAUUCGUCCAUACAUAUGUACAAGUAAGAUAAACCAAUUAAUGACUUCAGCAAGUAGAACUUUGCAUUAAAAUUGGGACAGUUAAAUGUUAUUUUCUUAAAUGAAUUUAUGCCGCAACACGAUCUGUAAGAUCUCAACAUGCUCGUUGAACGACUGACAUGGAUUUAAAAUAUGUCGAAUACUUUUUUCCUCGCGAUAGUACAUCUAUAUUAGACGUGUUAUAUAUCGUCGAUACAUAAUUCUGUGAUCAUAACUUAAUGCGGCUUUUCUAUUUCAAUUACGUUUUUGCACAAUUUUCAUUUACCUUAUUUCUUGAUCUCAGAAAAGAAAUAAUCAUUGCUUUUAAUUAACUAUUUAAGAAAUUAAUUUAGCAUAUAAUUUAGAAAGAUAUUUAUUAUUUUCUCAUUGAUAAUCGUGUCGAGGCUUACGUAGAUCGUAAGUUGACGAUUUUUGCUAUGGAACGUAACUUUUUAUAAAUAUCUCUCAAUUCCUUAACGGAAAUGUUCCUGAUAUAACUAACGCAGCAAUAUUAAAUUUCCUGUCAAGAUUAAACAUGACCGUAUUUCAAUUUGUCCUUGAAUUAAAGAAGCGCGUGUGUGAACAGCAACGCGUAAAACGUAUAUCGAACCAUAUCUACCUGUUAUAAUAUUUAAGCCUGAGUUAAUUUAUAGUUCACGUAAUAAAAGUCUAAGUUAUUUAUUUAUUAUUUAAAAUACUAAUAUUUGCCUUUCGAUGAUCGUUAUUGAACUUAUACUAAGUUCUCGUGCUUGCAUCAUUUAGUUCGACAUAACGUUUUAUGUUAUGGAAAAAGAAACAGGCUAUUAACAAACGUAUAUCAUAUUAAAAUAUUGUUAUUAUUAUAAAAAAAAAAAGAAAAUA
This is a messenger RNA of Osmia lignaria (orchard mason bee), 2455 nucleotides long. RefSeq names its product Autophagy-related 4b (gene Atg4b). Gene Ontology annotation, biological process: mitophagy; protein delipidation; C-terminal protein lipidation. The record is from RefSeq and is a predicted model, not a curated record. Gene Ontology annotation, cellular component: cytoplasm. NCBI's taxonomy places the organism in Eukaryota, Metazoa, Arthropoda, Insecta, Hymenoptera, Megachilidae. Gene Ontology annotation, molecular function: protein-phosphatidylethanolamide deconjugating activity; cysteine-type endopeptidase activity.